GGUCAGAAAAACAACAACAGAGAGCUCAAAAGCGGCGGGCGGAGUUUAGCAGCCUGGCUAACACGUCUCAUUUUAACGCUUCCCUGCGUUUUUAAUUCAGAAUAGGGAUAUCUUAUUGUCAUUGUUUAACUAUUUAUUUAUACCAUAAAGUACGAGAAAAACCUUCUGAGAUUUGAAUAUGUUGCUAUUGCCGCGCAGUAUUUCAUAGACCAACCUCACUCUGACGUGUGGGAAAUCGAAACUAACUGCUGCUGCCCUCUGGAGCGAUGAAUUACUCGAGACCUGGGAGACAAGUACAGGUGUCUGUUUAAAUUGACAGCAUAAUCACAGUCAGUACCAAACCCUUGAACAGAAAUUGAAUCUGAAAGCUCCAAGAAGUGAACACAAACCUAUCUUCCCUAUUAAAAUGAAUGAACCACCUUGUUCACCAGGUCACACCUGCUCAGGAGAGCCCCGUGUGGGCUGUAAUGACACUGCUCCAUGUCUCGUGGACAAUAAAGUUGAGAGGAAAACUGGGAAAAAGAAUAAAAAGCAUAAAAAGAGACAGAGUGCUGCAUGCCAAAUGAAAGCAGGUGGUGAGUGCGCUCGGGUCACUGUUGAAGAGCUGUCACCACCCUCACAACACCUGCCUGAGCGCCUCGAAAAAAGGUCUGCAGGAUCAAAGCAAGAAAAGAAUACUCGCAAAACAAGAAAUCAAUCUCUUUCACCUGUAACUUCUCCUGCAAGCUCCUCUCAUCGACAAAAAGCCCAAAGUGCACAGAAAACAUCAGCUCGGUCUACAUGUGACCAGUCAACUCAGACAGAUUCAUCCCAACUCCAAUCUGUCCAAACGCAGUCAACACAAACCACUCCGAUCCAGGAAGUACAAUCACCAUCAACAGAAUCCAAGUCCACCCAGACAAAACAGUCCAGUUUUUCCUUAAAACAGGCAUACUGGGAAAAUUCAUUAACAGAUCAGUCAGCUGAUCAGCAGAAAACCCAAUCCAGCACCAAAAGCAGCUAUCUGACAGUGAUAUCCUGGAAUAUAGAUGGUCUGGAUUCGGAUAAUGUCUUUAACCGGCUCAAAGGUCUGCUGUCACUCUUAGGAAAGCACCAUGCAGAUGUUGUACUGUUACAAGAGCUGAUUCCUCCGUCUUUGAAGAUUUUAGAGAACAUUAUGAAUGAUUAUCAGUUUCUGCAAGCCAGUGAUGAGGACUAUUUCACUGGCAUUUUGAUUAGAAAGGACAGAGUACAAUUCCUCCAGAGCAACAUUGUGAAGUACCCAACCACAGAGAUGGGCAGGAACCUUCUAAUAGCAAAUGUGAGCUUUUUAGGCCACCCACUGUGCAUAAUGACAUCUCAUCUGGAGAGCUGUAAGACAGGCUCUCAAGAACGUCUGAAUCAGCUGCGGAGAGUCUGGAAAUGGAUGAAAGAGGCUCCAGGGGACCACUCAGUCAUAUUUGGAGGAGAUACUAACCUUAGGGAUUGGGAGGUGAAGAAGCUUGGGGGGCUGCCGGAUGGUAUCUCUGAUGUGUGGGAGAUGCUGGGGAAACCAGAGGAAAGCAGAUACACCUGGGACACAUCCAUCAAUGAUAACAAUGAAAUCCCUAAUUCUAUACGCCUGCGAUUUGAUCGAAUUUUUAUCAGAACAGCCGCAGACGGUGCCAAGCUACGGCCAGAAAGCAUGACCCUGAUUGGUCUGGAGAAGCUGAAGUGUGACUAUUUCAUCAGUGAUCACUGGGGCAUUCUUUGUACUUUCUUAUUUGGGGCAUCAGAAGAGCAGCGUGUCACUGACUAAUGUUCUUUUUUAUGGUCUGCACAAAAUUACGUAUAUCUAAAUGGGUCAUAAGUUCAUGAUUUGUUUUAACAAAUCACUAUUGAUAAAUGAACUCUGAACUAGUGUUUAAAUGUUAUGAACCAACCAUAUAACUAUUGGGGAGACCAGGGCUAAUUGUCACACUUUUCACUCCAGUGAUUCAGUGAAUAUUUCUAUAUAAUCAAAUCCCUUACAUCUUGGCUACAAAAAGCCACCUCAAAAAAAUUCCACCAUUAUUACACAGGAAAAAAAAAAAUAGUUCAUUGAACAUACACUGAUAGUUUGACAACAAAACACAAUGGAACCUGCCAUUAAACAGCCUAUUAUUGGAUUAAGUAGACCAUUACAUUGUAUAACACUGAAAACACAUAUCACAACUCUAUCCUGACUUUUAUGAAAAGUAUUCCUUGUCCUGCAGUCUUUCAUUCUUCAUUAUGUUGCUUGAAUGCACUGCAUAUACAAAAUUACUGCUAAAGAAAACACAUUUGUGUAAUUGGAAUUUAGACUUUUGACUAGACCUUGACUUAGACUUGACACCAGUCUCCUCUAUAUGCAAAUGUUAAUAACUAAUGUAAAUAAUAACUAUCAAAACUA
Megalobrama amblycephala (Wuchang bream) is the source of this 2389-nucleotide messenger RNA. It is a transcript of the gene tdp2a, whose product is annotated as tyrosyl-DNA phosphodiesterase 2. Gene Ontology annotation, cellular component: cytoplasm; PML body. NCBI's taxonomy places the organism in Eukaryota, Metazoa, Chordata, Actinopteri, Cypriniformes, Xenocyprididae. The record is from RefSeq and is a predicted model, not a curated record. Bases 407 to 1777 code for a protein of 456 amino acids. Gene Ontology annotation, biological process: double-strand break repair. Gene Ontology annotation, molecular function: 5'-tyrosyl-DNA phosphodiesterase activity; single-stranded DNA binding. The transcript has 7 exons.